AAGCGCUCCGGUGAUGCUCUGAUUGACGGCCACGUGAGCCAAUCAGAGCGCCUGAAAGCGUGACUCAUUCUUUUCUCUUUUUCCUAUGGAAGAAUCGCGGAAAGGCGGGCCACAGGAAGCACACUUGGUUGAAUGACCAUUAAAGCAGCAAUCAGCGGUAAAUAUGUUGUGAUGCCACGCUCCACGCGCGGACGCGGACCGUCCGAGCCUGUCGACGCGUCCUCUUGCACCGGUCCUUCUACUUCGUGGAGCUCUGCGGACGCGCCGCGCUGCAGAUCCAAAGCGGGAAUCUGUCACGGGGAUGUGGACGGUGAUGGACAGCUGCUGGUCAUUGAUUGCGCGUGUAGCUUGACGAUGGACAGCCUGUGCGUCAGCGGCGCAAAACCCGACGGGCUCUGCAGUCAGAGGAGGAGCGGCUGAGCGCGCGAUCAAGCGCGUGAAGAUCGUGAUGGGGCUUUGUGGUCGAACGUGAAGCUCCCACUGCAAUGCUCGCUCGGCGCAGGUGCGUCGAGUCUUUGCCUGGAGGGAAUCGGAGCGGCCAACAUGGGAUUCAGCGUCACACUUGGGCGCACAUGCACGAAAUAACGCAGGAAAUGUGCGCGCAAUGGAUUCAGUGAUUGGUGGUGGUGCGCUGUGAUCCGUGGAGACUCAAUGCCUCUUAGACCACCUACGACCUGCGUUAAUUGGGCCCAGAGAUGGGGAGGCAAAUCCACCUGGAUGGAAGGCUCCUCCCUCUGAAAUUGCCCCCCUUGAGACUCUUCAUGCCAAAUUGAUUUUUAUUCCCACAACUUCUUGCUUUUUCCAUUUAAAAGUGAAGCAAUUUAAAUAGCGGACGAACUGAAGGGAAAUCUAUGGAUGACAGAGCGCGCGCGCCAUGUGACUUUCAGCCCUGACAUUUAUUCUGAAGGAAAACUUCUUCUGCUGUGUGCAUGUGCUGCGUGGCUGCCCCCUUUCCCACACAAUGUCUAGAUCCAACAGUGUCAGCCCACCCGGAGUCGGUGCGCCCGGGUUGAGGGGAGGGACCGAGCACAGAUCAGCGUGGGGAGAGGCUGAGUCUGUGGCCAAUGGAUGCCCAUACUCAGCCAGAUCUCCGCGCAAGAAGCUCACCCGGACGAACAGCAGAUGGAGGGAGGAGGAUGAACCGGACAACCGGCCGCCCGGCCGAGCCUCCACCACCGUCAGCAGGGUCAGCUUCCGAUCCCGCUCGGCUUGGCAGGACCAUGGAGAGGAGAAACGAGAGGACAACCGCGCGUCCACUAAGCGCUCCGAGGGCGAGGUGAGACCCAAGUCCGUGGAGCUGGGGCUGGAAGAGCGGAGACUGAAGCCGAGGAGCGACGAGGAGGAGGUCAUGCCAGAAGUGAACUUUUCUUUGGUGGCGUGCUGCGUCGGCGUCAUGCACAUUUUCAAAUCCAAGAAGUUCCAGUCUGAGAAGUUGGAGAGGCUUUACCAGCGCUACUUCUUCCGUCUGAACCAGAGCAGCUUGACUAUGCUCAUGGCCGUGCUGGUCCUGGUCUUCACGGUCAUGCUGGCCUUUCACUGCGCCGGUGGUUCAGCGGGACCGAGCGUCACCUACGUGGUGGUGUUUUCCCUGGCAAUCUUCCUCACCCUCAUCCUCAUGGUGGUCUGCAACAGGAACGGAUUCCACCAGGAUCACAUGUGGGUCGUUUGCUACGUGGUCAUCCUGCUGGUUCUGGUGAUCCAGGUCAUCGGGGUGCUCCUUGUGCAGCCCAGAAGUGCCUCAGAGGGGAUCUGGUGGACCGUGUUCUUCAUCCAUGUCAUCUAUACGCUGCUGCCUAUACGGAUGCGCGCAGCCGUCAUCACUGGAGUUAUCCUCUCUGCCAUCCACGUGGCCAUUUCUUGGAUGUUAAACGGAAUGGACAGCUUUCUGUGGAAACAGUUGGUGUCCAACAUCCUGAUCUUCUGUUGCACCAACAUCGUCGGGGUGUGCACCCAUUACCCUGCUGAGGGCUCCCAGAGGCAGGCCUUCCAGGAGACCAGGGAAUGCAUUCAGGCCCGCCUCCACUCUCAGAGGGAAAACCAGCAGCAGGAGCGUCUCCUGCUUUCAGUACUUCCUCGCCACGUUGCCAUGGAGAUGAAAGAUGACAUUAACGCCAAGCAGGAGGACAUGAUGUUUCACAAGAUCUACAUCCAAAAGCAUGACAACGUCAGCAUCCUGUUUGCAGACAUCGAGGGCUUCACCAGCUUAGCAUCGCAGUGCACCGCACAGGAGUUGGUGAUGACUCUCAAUGAACUCUUUGCCCGCUUUGACAAGCUGGCGGCGGAGAACCACUGUCUGCGGAUCAAGAUUCUGGGCGACUGCUACUACUGCGUGUCGGGGCUGCCGGAGGCGCGGGCUGACCACGCCCACUGCUGUGUGGAGAUGGGGCUAGACAUGAUAGAAGCCAUCUCGCUGGUACGUGAGGUGACCGGGGUGAACGUGAACAUGCGGGUCGGCAUUCACAGUGGCAGGGUGCACUGCGGCGUUCUAGGGCUCCGGAAGUGGCAGUUCGACGUCUGGUCCAACGACGUCACACUCGCAAACCAGAUGGAAGCUGGGGGGCAAGCUGGACGAAUCCACAUCACUAAAGCCACUCUAAAUUAUCUGAACGGAGACUAUGAUGUGGAACCAGGAGCUGGAGGAGACAGAAACGCCUACCUGAAGAGAAACAACAUUGAAACCUACCUCAUUGUGGGCUGCAGUCAGAAAAGGAAAGAGGAAAAGGCCAUGAUCGCCAAAAUGAGUCGACAGAGAACCAAUUCUGUCACGCACAACAGCGGACACUGGACUGACCGUCCCUUUUACAACCACUUGGGUGGAAACCAGAUCUCCAAGGAGAUAAGGAGGAUGGGUUUUGAUGAUCCCAAGGACAAGCAUUUUAUUUUCAGAAACGCACAGGAAAACCUCAACCCAGAGGAUGAGGUGGACGAGUUUCUGGGCCGGGCCAUCGACGCGCGCAGCAUCGACCGCCUGCGCUCCGAACACGUCAAGAAGUUCCUGCUCACCUUCAGGGAGCCUGACCUGGAGAAAAAGUACUCCAAGCAGGUGGACACCAGAUUCGGUGCGUACGUGGCCUGUGCCUCCCUGGUUUUCCUCUUUAUCUGCUUCAUUCAGAUCAUCAUCGUGCCGAGAUCCACACUCAUGAUUGGCUUCUUCAUCGCCUGCCUGGUCAUCCUGGUGUCAGUCAUGUUCAUCUCAGCUGUGUACUACUGUUUCGGGAUCUUCCCCGUCUCCCUUCAAACUCUUUCCAAGAGGAUAGUUCAGUCCAGACUCAACAGCACCCUGGUUGGAGUCUUCACCAUCCUCACCGUGUUUCUGUCGGCUUUCAUUAAUAUUUUCACCUGCAGCGGCGUUGACCUGCGGAGCUGCAUCAGUUCAGGGCUCAACAUCAGCAUGGACAGCGUGAACCCCUGCCACGCCGCCUCCCUCAACUACAGCCUGGACGCACGGCACACGCCCUGCGGCGAGGGUGCCCUCGUCUGCAACUUUCCUGAGUACUUCUCGUCCUGUGUGCUCCUGAGCCUGCUGGCCUCCUCCGUCUUCCUGCAGAUCAGCAGCAUCGGCAAACUCUUCCUCAUGCUCUUCAUCGAGCUGCUCUACCUUCUGAUCAUGGAGGUGCCCAAAGUGAGCCUGUUUGACAACCAGGACCUGCUGGUCAUGGCAAACGCCUUCACUUCUCUCAAACACACGAACGGGACAAGCUGUGUGGUAGACACCAAGGUUCCUCUGAAGAUCAUGACCCCUGUGGUGAUCACGGUCUUCGUGCUCGCCCUCUACCUGCACGCUCAGCAGGUGGAGUCCACAGCCAGGCUGGACUUCCUCUGGAAACUGCAGGCCACGGAGGAGAAGGAGGAGAUGGAGGAGCUCCAGGCCUACAACCGUCGUCUGCUCCACAACAUCCUUCCUAAAGACGUGGCUGCUCACUUCCUGCAGCGCGAGCGGCGUAACGACGAGCUCUACUACCAGUCUUGCGAGUGCGUGGCCGUCAUGUUCGCCUCCAUCAGCAACUUCUCUGAGUUCUAUGUGGAGCUGGAGGCCAACAAUGAGGGAGUGGAGUGUCUGCGGCUGCUCAAUGAAAUCAUAGCAGACUUUGAUGAGAUCAUCAGUGAGGAUCAGUUCCGCCAGCUGGAAAAGAUCAAGACCAUCGGCUCCACCUACAUGGCGGCCUCAGGCCUCAAUGACUCCACUUACGACAAGGCCGGACGCUCACACAUUCGAGCCAUGGCAGAUUACGCCAUGAGGAUGAUGGACCAGAUGAAAUACAUCAAUGAGCACUCCUUUAAUAACUUCAAGAUGAAAAUAGGUCUUAACAUUGGCCCUGUGGUUGCCGGGGUGAUCGGGGCCAGAAAGCCUCAGUACGACAUUUGGGGGAACACGGUAAACGUUGCAAGUCGCAUGGACAGCACAGGGGUCCCAGAGAGAAUCCAGGUGACAACAGAUCUUUACCAGGUACUGAGCUCCUACAACUACACACUGGAAUACAGAGGCGUGGUCACAGUCAAGGGGAAAGGAGAGAUGAUGACCUACUUUCUCACCGAAGGACCCUCGAGUUAACCUUUACUAAGCGGUAAACCGAUGGGACGCGACCCUGAGGACAUCAGGUCUCUCAUAGCUUUCAGCGGACUGAGUUAUCCCGGAGUGUGCGGUUGUCUUCAAAUCCCUCCUUGCACGUGAUGCCAGUCAGGAUGAGAGCUCAACCUCAGGAGGGUUUCCGGAGCGCUACAGGGCGCGCUCGCUUGCCUUUUAGACCAAAGAUGUCCAAUCAAAACAAGAUUUAACCACCUGCGUCCUGAAGGAAGAACUCCUACGUGCCAGCUUUGAUAGAAAGUUUUGGACAAACCUGCAGGGAGACAUGUCACCUCCUUUUCUUUCUCUCUGUUGUGUAUGUACAUGUAAAACCCCGAAGGCUCUUCGUACUCUUCAUCAAACACUUGUCAAUGUUGUGUUGUUCGGCUACAAACCUCACUUUUCUUCCACAUGAUGAUUUCAACUCAGUUAUUAAUAAUCUAGAUAAAAAAGAGCCACAGUAAGCUUUGCCUUACUUGUCUUAACAUUACAUGAAAUGCGCAGUAUUUAUGGAAAGCUUCCCAUAUCAAUACCUGCAACCGAAAAAGGAUGUCACUGAAGAGCUUUUCUAAUCUUGAAGUUUUUGUAUUUUGGACUUUGGAUCUCCAACCUUGUGAAAGAUUUUCCAGAUUCUAUAUUUUGUAAGUUCAUAUAUUAGAGAGCUUGUCUAUAAACUCUAGUGUUUUCAGGUGUAGAUACUUCAAAGUUAUUUCAGAGUCUCACUGCGAUAUUGCCUGAUCCUGGUGUCACUUCAGAGAUGUUUUUUUUUUUAUUUUGUAAGUGGAAAGUCAACACUCCUCGAGUUCUCCUCUUGAAUUUUUGAUCUACAGGAAGUCAGCUGUUGGUUGAGUAAACAUUGCAGAAGUGAAGGAAUCAGCCUGAUCCAAGGCUCAGUUUCCGUGACCGAUCAGAGGACUUUAAACGCAUCACACUCGAUGCUUGAAAAGCCAUUUUGCACUGUUGUGCUUUGUUUCGCCUGCUCUACAGCCCCCCUCAUUUGCUCCACCAGAUGGUACGACCCAAUGAAUGUCCAAUGAUCUCCGAUGAGGCCUUGUUAAUACGGACUCUGACAAAGUUGAUGAUGUUCAUCCUCUGGACAGAGCACAUGCAGAAAUGUGCACUUUUAUCUGCUGUUCUUCAGUUUUUCUUCCAUGUUGUGUCAUUACUAAUCACAAAAACACACUAAUACCGCUAUGAUUCUACCAAAACCCUACAGCUGCUACACUUGGUUUGGGUUGAAUAAGAGAACAGUAAUAAAUAAAUGAAUGUCUGGACAAUUUUUGUCCUAGAAACACAAUAUUCAAACUCUCCUGCAUUAUAUUUAUACUUUUGUCAUGAUUAAAAACCCAAACCUGUUGCUUUGGAGUUCAACUUAAAUAUGAAAUAGAAUUAAAAGUUAAUUUGAAAAACAAAAGUUUGGGACUAUAGGAUGCGGAUGUUUUACUGCAGUUAAACUAAGGUCAUUUCAAAGUUCUACAAUUGUCAAAAAAAGUGUCUAAACCUUUAUUUGUAUCAAAUUUUUGAACACAAACUCUGAUUGGCCAAGUGUUCUGACCUCUCAGAGCCUUUCUGUACUUUCAAUUAGGACUAUUGACCUUUUGGUUGUAUGCAGUUUCAAAGUUCAUGCAGCAUUUUGAACUAAAUAAAGAUAUUUUUAAAAAAUAUAUUGACCUGGUUGAAUUUUAUUCAAAGUGACACAUAAAAACAGCAAACUUUUGCAGUGUCUUUUAUUACCUUAAAGUAAAAUUGUAAUAAUUUAAAAGACUAUGUUUUUCGGAUAACACAUUCAUUGCUUAAUUUAAUGUGCUAGAUCAAGUAUUAAAAUUCCAGGUAUAAAUCUUGAUUUAGGAUAGCAUAUUAAAACAAAAACUGAAUUACAAUUUAGCCAUUGACCAGAUCAGAUUAUGGGAUUAUUUUGUAUUUUGAUGUCGGUAUAAAAUUAAAAUAGCAUUACUUCUCCUUUAAAAAGCUUUUUUUUGGUUUUUCUGCCUCUUGUCUUAUAAAAAGAAACAUGCAAAUGUCUCUGGAGAUG
Oryzias melastigma (Indian medaka) is the source of this 6596-nucleotide messenger RNA. RefSeq names its product adenylate cyclase 5 (gene adcy5). Lineage: Eukaryota; Metazoa; Chordata; Actinopteri; Beloniformes; Adrianichthyidae. The coding region runs from base 962 to 4552 and encodes 1196 amino acids. Gene Ontology annotation, biological process: cAMP biosynthetic process; adenylate cyclase-inhibiting G protein-coupled receptor signaling pathway; adenylate cyclase-activating G protein-coupled receptor signaling pathway. Gene Ontology annotation, molecular function: adenylate cyclase activity. The transcript has 21 exons. Gene Ontology annotation, cellular component: plasma membrane. The record is from RefSeq and is a predicted model, not a curated record.